AGGGCGGGCGCGGAUGGCGCCGGGCGGGGGGGAAGGAGCCGCCGCCCCGCCCGCCUCAGUCACCGGCGGAGCCGCAGCGAGCGCAGCGCUGUCCCUUCAGCACCGCUCCCCCCGCGGACACCGCGGGCUCCACACCGGCCCCGCCGCCGCCUCUCGCCGCCUGCUUGGCAGUCUGGAAAGCCGGCUGCAAGGAUGGUGAAGCUGGGGAGUAAUUUGAACGACAAGAACAACAAACCACCAUCCAACGAAGAUGGUUUUCAGACAGUUCCUUUGAUCACGCCUUUGGAAGUAAACCACCUGCAGUUCCCGGCUCCGGAAAAGGUAAUUGUGAAAACAAGAACAGAAUAUCAGCCUGACCAGAAGAACAAAGGAAAACUCAGAGUGCCCAAAAUUGCUGAAUUCACAGUCAGUUUCACUGAUGGGGUAACAGAAAGACUAAAGGUCACCAUCCUCAUAAGCCUGGCUCUUGCAUUCCUUGCCUGCAUAGUGUUCCUUGUGGUGUACAAAGCCUUCACUUAUGACCACAGUUGCCCAGAUGGAUUUGUUUAUAAGCACAAGCGCUGCAUCCCCGCCUCGCUGGACGCCUACUACUCGGCACAGGAUUCCAACUCGCGGGGCCGCUUCUACACCGUCAUCAGCCACUACAGCAUGGCCAAGCAGACCAGCUCCAGGGCCGUGUCCCCCUGGCUGCCCUCGGGCUCGGCCAGCCACGACAGCAAGGCUGCCAAGACAGAAGGUCAUUAGAGGGAGCAGAGAGAGCGGGCGGCGCCGGGCGGGCGGGGGACACCGCGAGUCCGAGCGCCAGGAGGGACCCGCCCGGGGCAGCAGCAGCUUCAUGGGUAUUUCUUUUCGUGCGUUGUUCUCGUUGAUUUGUAACCGAGUCGAGCUCUUGUACAAAGGCAUGUUUGAUGUUGACUGUACCUUAACGAUGUAAAAAUAUUUUUAAAUCAUUGCUUAACUAUUUGUUAGAAAAAUAAAUUAAAAAACAAAAAAAGCAAGUUAGGUAAACAGCCAGAGAGGAUAAAAGCAGCAAAGAGAAUCCCACCAAAUUUUGUCAGUGCUGGAAAGCUGUGACAGAGGCUCCACAGGCACUGAAGGAAGAGCUGGAAUCCUUUCAAGAGGUACAAAGGUUCAAUUCUGGUACAAAGACAUUGUGGUGCUGUUUGGUUUGCCAAAGGGGAAAUACUUUGCUGUCAGAUUGAAUCCAGUGUCAGUGUUCACUCACUGAUAGAGAAAUACAAGCAUCCCCUCCUUCCCCAGACAUGUUCCCAUGCAAACACAACCCUGCACAGUGCCCCAAGGAAAUCCAGAAGGUCCCUGGCAUUCCUAAUGAGCCACCAGAGUGCUGCUGGUCCUGGCCAGGCUCUGGGGCUGAAAUCCAGGCUGCUGGAUGGAGCAGGAUGGGAGCAGGCAGAGGCUGUUUAGUGAAAUCUUGAAUAAACUUUUGAGCACAGGACUCAGAGUCAGGAGUUCAGCACUCUUCUGCUUCUGGCAUAGAAUCCCUGCAUUAGCUUUGGCAAUUUCCAUGAGGCUUCAUCCUUUGGGAAUCUCUCCUGAGGGUGACCAAAACUCAAAGAAAUGCCAUUAUGAUCAGAAGAACAUCUCAAACAUGCUGUUACUAUUGAGCCUCUAACUUUUCAGCCUCUAAUUUUCCCAUGAAAUGGGAUGCUCCUGCUUCCCUCCUUCAGCUUCAGUUCCUUCAGCAUUUCCUGUCAUUCCAGGUCACUGGAGAGAGGCACAAAUCAAAUCUCUGCUUGCAAACCCAGAGCAGACCCCAAGCUUAAUCCAGUCCUGCCCAGAGGAGCACAUCAUCUCCCCACAAAUGGCACUUGGGAUCAGUGCAGGCUGGUGGGAUUUAAGAACCCCCAAGGAUUCUCUUUUUUCAGAGCUGCAGGAGCAGGAGCAGAGUGCACAGGCAGGGCAAGGCUCACCUUGGGCUGAGCUGCUUUUUCAGAUUCUUGGCUGGACUGGGAUGGAAAUUAGGAACUGGCCCCUUCUUCCCUCGCAUUGGGCAGUUUUGUCCUCCAUGUCAGAGACACUGGGCAGUGUGUGAGGGCAGAACUCCCCAGUCCUGCAGGCAUCAUGAGAAAUAACUGUAUAGUGUAGCUAAAACUGUCGUGCCAAACGCCAUCGUCUGACUCCCUCUCCUCCUCCCCCUUCCACCUGUAAAUUCAUUUCUCACUCAAAAUGUACAAACCAGCCCCUCCACCAACAACCCCGACUCCAGCAAAACCACUGAACAGUUUAUAAUUUUGUGGUGUAUUUUUUGUCAGUAGGUAGCAGAGACUGAAGUAUUUUUUGGUGUAAUUCUUGAACUUUUCUGACGGGAUUAAAAUAAAGUUCGAUGUGACUGAG
This is a messenger RNA of Oenanthe melanoleuca, 2355 nucleotides long. It is a transcript of the gene NSG2, whose product is annotated as neuronal vesicle trafficking associated 2. Lineage: Eukaryota; Metazoa; Chordata; Aves; Passeriformes; Muscicapidae. Gene Ontology annotation, molecular function: clathrin light chain binding. Gene Ontology annotation, biological process: clathrin coat assembly; endosomal transport; G protein-coupled dopamine receptor signaling pathway. The record is from RefSeq and is a predicted model, not a curated record. Gene Ontology annotation, cellular component: endosome; membrane. Bases 193 to 744 code for a protein of 183 amino acids. The transcript has 5 exons.